CAACUUUCCCAAGUCUGUGCACGAGAGGGACAGGAGGAAAACAGAAGGAAGUAGCUUGGCCUCAAUAAGCUCUUCUGCUCCAGAGCCUUUUUCCUCUGAACCGGCUGAGACCUUUGCUCUAAGAGGAGACCCCCAGACUCCAAGAGAGAGAGAGAGAACGGCCCGCCUGCUCUCAGGGGAGGCCAGAUGCUAAGCAGCCACAGCUGCUCCGAAGCCCCUCCAUGAAUCCCCGGAAGAAGGUGGACCUGAAACUCAUCAUCAUCGGAGCCCUGGGUGUGGGAAAGACCUCCCUCCUCCACCAGUAUGUGCACAAGACGUUUUACGAGGACUACCAGACCACACUGGGGGCCAGCAUCCUCUCCAAGAUUAUCAUACUGGAUGACACAACUUUGAAGCUACAGAUCUGGGACACGGGUGGACAGGAGCGGUUUCGCUCCAUGGUGUCUACAUUCUACAAAGGCUCCGAUGGCUGCAUCCUGGCUUUCGAUGUCACCGACCUGGAGUCUUUUGAAGCAUUGGAUACCUGGCGGGGUGACGUCCUGGCCAAAACGAUUCCGAUGGAACCGUCCUACCCCAUGGUGGUGCUGGGAAACAAGAUUGAUCUCGCAGACCGGCAGGUGCCCCAGGAGGUAGCCCAGGGCUGGUGUAAAGAGAAAGACAUCCCCUACUUUGAAGUCAGUGCCAAGAAUGACAUCAACGUGGUACAAGCCUUCGAGAUGCUGGCCAGCCGGGCUCUGUCCAGGGUAAGUGGCUAUGGUGGUAUCAUCUUCCAGGGCUGCCCCGAGGAUGGGAAACUGGGGAGCUUCAGAGAACAACACACUGGACUCAGUAUCGAAGCAUCUUAGAGAAUUACCUCACAGACUCCAUCAAGCUCUCACCGGAAGACCAGUCCAGGAGUAGAUGUUGCUGAUCUUUCAGUCUCCCGCUCUGAUGCCCAGACAAAGCCUGCCCACGGCCUGGGCAUCCCCGCCCCCACCAGCCCUUCCCUACCCACCCCCCCCCACCCCGUCUGCCCAAGCCCAGCCCAGGCACUACCCUCAUAUCUGUGCUGGGCCCAGAUCAGAGCACAGCCCCUGCCUCGGGCUGAGUGUAGUGAGGACAGGGCUGGGCCCUCAGGGGUCCCGAUGGAACCCAGAAUGUCACAGCCAAAUCUCGGGCCGGGAGGAGUCACCGUUCCCUGGCUGGCUCCAGCUUUCCUGCUACCUGCCCUCCCCAAACACACUCUCGCUCCAGAACGCACAUCUCUGCAGACAGGCCACUGUGUCUGGAGUCCCGUUACGUUCUCCUGGGGACUGGCCUUCCUCACUCAUACCGCCACGCACCCACAAAGCCACGGCACAGCUUUGGACAAGGGUGCAGCUCAGGCCACCCCGGCUACCAGCGCCAGAAAGCGAGGGCCUGCCUCAACCCCUGGUGGCCACUGUCCAGGCCUGGAACGAUACUCCGCCGCCUCCAGGGCAUAGGACAGAGGGAGCCCAGGAGAGGCACCCAGGACGGGCUCAUUCCUCUCUGCUGGAUGCGCAGACAACUCCUCUAAAUCUCUCCGAGCCUCAGCUGGCUCAUCUGUCAAAUGGGGGUGGUUCGUGUCCUGCCGACCUCAGGGUAUAUGGUUUCGAGGACCAGAAGCUCUGCUUAAAUCUCAGUUGCUCUUGUUGAUAUGCAUUUAUUUAUUUCUCCAACAAGUAUUGUUGAACAUCUGCUAUGUACAAUGCGCCGAGGUCCAGUGACAAAUGAAACAAACGAGGACCCUGCUCUCCUGGACCCGGCUUUCCGAUUAGGGAGAGAAGCCAUAGGCACAGAAUUUAAACAGAUAUUUUCAAAUAGCAGAUGGGUGCUUGGACAAAGCAACCGAGGUAAUGGGAUAGAAAGGGACAGAGACUGGGGUUGGUGCUGUUUCAGACAAAGUGGUCCAGGAGGGCUUCCCUGAAGAGGUGUCAUUUGGCCCCAGGACUAGAGAAUGAACAGAUGACUUUCAUUAGAGAUCUGGACAAAGAGCAUUCCAUGGAGAGGGAGCAGAAAGAGCCACGGCCCUGAGGUAAGGACAAAUUUGCUGUGUUCCAGGAACAGUGAAAGAACUCUCAUUUACCUGAGGACUCAAAGCUGAUAUCCCAGAGACCAGCAAAAGGGAUCCUGCCCCCUGAGUGGCUCCUUGAUGCUCUGCUGACUGGCCACCAGAGGGCAGCAGUGCUCCUUCCCUCCCGUGCUGAGUGGCCGGUGGCUUCUCCAUGACCCUUGAAGAAGGGCUUUUCUCUCUAUGCUGAUCCUCAAAGCUUGUUCUCAGACUGGGGGCAUGUUUGGUCCUGCGAGAUUUAUGGGGCAGGAGAAUCCCAAUUUCUUACAGCUAGUAAGAACUGAGCCAAAACUGUAACAUCAAUGAUUCAGGCAAGAAAUCCACAUAAGUGACAAAUGCUAGAAUUGAGGGACCUGGAAAACUCACGGACUCCCUCUCCCUGCAGAUUCUUCCGGCAACAGAUAGCAUAGACAGGACCCAGCCUGAAGAGGGUAGGCAAAAUGACCACUCAGAGGCUCCCAAGCCACAUCCAUGCCCUCCAUGGAAGUCUCCUGUCUACACAGACGUAUCUGGCCCUGAGCUCCGAGCAAAGCUGGGACGUGAGCCCAGGACUUCUGAUGGCAUCUGACUCUGAAGAUACUCCCAGAGGCAGGGGAUCCUGCAGGGGUGAAGGGGUCAGCAGGAGAGUCUGGGGAGCCUCGUCUGCCCACCCAGCUGUGGAGUAAGGGCUGGCUCAUCCCGGGCAGCGGCACGGAUCUGGCAGAGAGCAGGUGGCUGGGAGCACGCCGCCGUCUCUGUGUCCUUCCUGGGAGUGGCAUUCUACACCUCACACGGCUCUCCUGGGAGUGCAUCGGACCGUGGAUGGGAUGUGUGGCGUUUGGGCUUCUGUAUCCUGUGUAUGCAGCACCAAUGGAUGUGUGAACUGUUUCAAAACGUGUGCGACAAAUAAUAAAUGUGUCCUCCUUUCUUUUUA
Molecule: messenger RNA, 2984 nt
Organism: Herpailurus yagouaroundi (jaguarundi)
Lineage: Eukaryota; Metazoa; Chordata; Mammalia; Carnivora; Felidae
Gene: RAB7B
Product: RAB7B, member RAS oncogene family
Exons: 6
Coding region: 222-845 (207 amino acids)
Biological process (GO): endosome to lysosome transport; phagosome-lysosome fusion
Cellular component (GO): late endosome; phagocytic vesicle; lysosome
Molecular function (GO): GTP binding; GTPase activity
Source: RefSeq, a predicted model, not a curated record